GUCAUCUAGCGAGUGAGCUGGUGUACGUGCACAGCAGAAGACGCGCUUGACGGCUCGCUAUAUUGGAGCGACAGCUUCUUAAAUGGGAAGGGCUGGCAGAAGAGCACGAAAGGACAGAUGUGACUAAUUGCGUUUCUUUAGCAGCGCAGGCAAGCGCGAUGUGCCCUCCAGUGAGAGUCAUUUACGGGGAGGGAAAGCUCUUAAGAUGAAGGCAAACUUUAGCGCAGGUGUUCAGACCGUUUUAAAUCGCUAGCCACCCAAGGUGCAGGGAAAACCCCCACAGCUGAUGUACAAAUUUACAAAGGAAAACACACUUUAAUACGUGCGACUGUCUCGUAUAGUGCUGGCCAAAUGAUGUAUCGUUUCAAUUUUCCCUUUUGUGUUUACUUAAAUUGUGUUUAGCUGUUAAUUCUAAGUAGAUUAAUUAAAUGUAAGUUUUUGUUUCAAUGACGGGAUGGUAACGAUUAAAACGGCAUUGUGAUACACUAAACGGCGCAAAUCGCGUUGAUGUACCUUAUCGAUAAGUUACAAAGGGUUUUAUACAUGAUAUGGGAGUGUAAAUAGGUUACAUUAAUAAUCUUCACAAAACAUUAAUGUAUUUUUUUCAGAUUUAAAGCAGGGAUUCCCAGUUUUAAAUAUGUAUUUUCUAAUGUGACACUUCCAGCAGUACGUCAUCUAUUCCUUUGAAUGCAAAAAGAUUUCUUCCUGUUUAACCAUGUGUACUACAAAAUAGUUUUCGAUUAUUGUGCUAUUAUAUAAUCAUUAUUUAUUAAACUGCUUAAGACAGUGAUCAAGCAUGCUAAUUUUUCUUAUCUGAAAGUUAAAACUUUCGACCCUUUUAAGCUCUAAAAAUGACCCGACAUAAUAGGGACUCUACGGUUCAGCACAAUAGGAAGCGCGCAGCGCUCCCGUUUCCUCUCGGCACGCAUCGCUGAUAAUCCGCCAUUCAACUCAAAUGAUCCCCCUUUUAUCUUGUUGUUUGAUCGGAACCAUCAACCUCGUCCAAUUCGGGCUAAUCUCCGUGGGGUGUCAGUGAUCCGAUCAUCCCGUUGUUAUCUCUGCAUAGCUCCUCUAUAAUGGGGACAUUAUCCUCUCUAUUUUCAUAGUUAUCUGUGCAUGUUACAGACGUUGAACAUCACAUUGCCGAUCAGUGGGUACAGAUUUACCAAGGACCAUUCUUCUGACUAUGCUAGGAAUUAUUUUCUCUACCAGAUAUAACAGUUUAUUUCGAGUCUUCCCUGAACCUGCCUAAUACAAAACAAACAUUUAAAUAAGCAAACAUUUUUUUAAAACUGGGGAAAACAUGGUUUCAAGACACACACCAAUAUUAAGUAAAAAGUACACAAAAUAAGGAAAAGCGUUAUAUUAAAUAAAAAAUUGUAUCCCUUAACAUACAAAAGAAAAUAUUGCAAAAUACUGUGUAUACCAUUCCUGCAAAGCGUUAUUUUACUAGCCGUGCAAUGUGCAAUUAUAUGAUAUAAGAAUAAAAAAUAACAAAGGUUGUUUAAUAAGAUAUUAUUGACUAAGAAUAUAGUCGUAGGAUUUGCUUUAUUCAAUCUGUCCCCGUUCUUACCAUUAAAAUUGACGUCACACUUAUUAGAAUAUACAUUACGAAACAAGAGGCGUGGUCUCUAGGGUCUCGACAUAAAGCUCCCCCGAGGGACCCCCGUUUGAAGGGGCUUCAGAGGUUCCCUUGGAUUGCUGGAAAAUUGACUCACUUUACAGGACAAUGUCUGCCGCGACGCCUGACGAAAGAAGCGGAAGAAUUGUAAGUUAGUUCUUAUUUUCCGGCGUGCAUUUUUAGUAAUCUCGCUUUACGGUAACUAUUUAACUAUUUUCAGAUUUUACUAAUUACGUUAAACUGGGUCGCAAUGUUAAAUGUGAAUCCAGGUUGACAAGUGUUGUGUUGCAGUUUUCCAAACCACUAAUGGAGAAGCGCCGGAGAGACCGCAUCAACAACAGUCUGGAGACUCUGAGACUCUUACUUUUAAAGAGUACACGCGAUGAGAAACUCCAGAACCCCAAAGUAGGUAAGGCUGAGAUCCUUGAGAGCGUGGUUCACUUUCUGAAGAUGAGACAGUCAGGGUGGCCCGAACCCCAAAUGACAUGCGGAGGAAGAAGAGGCCAGCAGACUGAGGAAGAUGUCAGGGUCUCCUGUGGACACUAUCAGGACCACAGGAGGUGCAUGAAGGCACGUUUGCUGAGAGUAGGCCGCUUAAUUACAAACAGGAGCAACAAGCUGUUGGUCACCAUGGAGUGCGACAGGGACGGCCUGUUCCAGGGACCUCCAGUGCAACCUUCAACACACUUCUCCCUGACGGCGCCCCCUACAGUCGCUCCUGUCCCCCAUGAGGCUGCAGUGCCAGUGGCCUUUGGCUCAGGCUGCCAACUGCCCUCCCAACACCUGGGGCCAGCGGCUUGGGCGCCCCCUACAGGUUCAGCAGUGCAGAGACAGGCCCUGCAGAGACUGAGUCAGGGGGCCGAUGAUGGUGGUGACAUGAAACCCGUUCCAGAGACACACGGGGCCCUUGGCGGUGCAGUGUGGAGACCGUGGCCACAGUAGCAAAGAUUCCCCAUAUUCUGGAUUACAUCAGCUGGUUUACAAAUUUUUUAUCCAUCCAUCCAUCCAUCCAUCCAUAUAUCUAAUCAACCAUCAUCAAUUUAUUUGUGAAAUUGAUCGGGAGUUCUGGCUCUCUAUUUUCUAUAUGUGGAAAAAAUGUAUGUAUAUAUGCAUGGAUAGCUAUAUAUGCAAAUACCUUUGUAUGAAUUCCUCCUGUAAGAAAUAAUAAAACGAGAUGCGUCAGACAAAAUCGUUUGCUAAAUAAAACAAAA
Brienomyrus brachyistius is the source of this 2832-nucleotide messenger RNA. RefSeq names its product hairy-related 5 (gene her5). The transcript has 3 exons. Gene Ontology annotation, biological process: regulation of transcription by RNA polymerase II; regulation of neurogenesis; anterior/posterior pattern specification. The record is from RefSeq and is a predicted model, not a curated record. Gene Ontology annotation, cellular component: nucleus. Lineage: Eukaryota; Metazoa; Chordata; Actinopteri; Osteoglossiformes; Mormyridae. Gene Ontology annotation, molecular function: RNA polymerase II cis-regulatory region sequence-specific DNA binding; protein dimerization activity; DNA-binding transcription factor activity, RNA polymerase II-specific. The coding region runs from base 1928 to 2563 and encodes 211 amino acids.